Molecule: messenger RNA, 639 nt
Organism: Saccostrea cuccullata (small rock oyster)
Lineage: Eukaryota; Metazoa; Mollusca; Bivalvia; Ostreida; Ostreidae
Exons: 4
Coding region: 77-508 (143 amino acids)
Source: RefSeq, a predicted model, not a curated record
AUCACUGUUUUUUUUAGGAUACCAAAACAAUGGUUUCCACAAAGUCAGCUUUGAUGGGAGAAAUGUACGCAAAUGCAUGUCGGAGACGAGGAAAGCAAUGAGGGCUUACAAUGACGAGGUAGACGAUAGUAAAUACAGGGGUGAAGAUAUACGACCAUGUCAAACAUGUAAAAAUGGACUCAUCGACGAAUGCAAAGGUCUUAAAGAAGAAAUAAACAAGAUACAGAGUAAUCUGUUAAGUAAGGAAGUGGACAUCAACGAAGAGAUUUGUGACUGCCAAUAUGGGAAAACAUCAUUUCCUGUAGAAAUGAGACCAGAUGGGUCCAGGGGAAGACAAAACACGGAGCAAGGUGACAGCGGGUAUAUUGAAUCAAAAGAUUUGGAACCGAGUAAGAAACAGGGAACUGGCUUUAUAAAAAUCAAUCGAGACGAGGAAGGAGAGUGUGUGACCCUGGAAGGUGAAGGUGUCCAGGAGGAAAUCCAAGAGGAAAACACCUCACAUGCUUGAAGAGACAGUGCUAUUGGAUUUUAUCAUCACAAUUGACAAGCAUAGGAACUAUUAUUUGAUGCAUCAGAUAAAUAAAGUUAAUGAAAGAUGAAAACAGCUACUGAUUCAGAGGUUGGAAGUGUUGACUACGG